AUGUCAUCUGAUGAUUUAGAUGCUUAAAAGCAGAAAUUAAGGGAGUAAAUUAUACAUACUGAAACUCUCAAUAUGAUGGCAAAGUAUUAGUUGGUAUUCUUAAAAAUGGAGAUAUCAAUAAGAAAGCUAGGCUUGAUAAUAAAAUUAAAGUAAUUCUAACUGAUUAUUGUAGAGAAAACUAAUAGAAAUUUUAUGGUUUUAGGAAACUUAAGCAAUCUAAUAAAUACAGUGCUAAUCAUUUUAAAGUUCUUUUUACAUAGAUUGCAUUAAAAUAUUAGUAAGUUGGAGAGAUUAUUCAAAAAAAAUAAAAAAGAAAUUUGCACUUUGCAUUCAUUAAGGUUCGAUUUCAAUUCUCAAGAAACAAAAAUAAUAAAAUCAGGAAAUCCUUCUUAUAGGUAAUAGCUUCUAAAGAGUCUGAGAUAAAGAAUCUGUAAAUUAAGGAAUAAGAGAUCAUGGAAAAUAUAAACAAUUAAAAAUUAAAGGAGCAAGAAUUCCUAUAAAAAAUAAAAUAGAAGGAUGUGAUUCUGUCAUCUUUGGAGAAUGAAUUGAAAAAAAAUUCAACUAAUAAAACUUUUGAUUCAAAAGUAAAUCUAUCUUAUAUUGAAGUUAAGAAAUAUCGAAAUCGAGAAUCAGGAGAUGCAAGAACGUAUUGUGGGAACUGAAGAUUCUGUUAAUCUAUUUAUCAGAGAAAUGAAUGAUAUACUCGAUAGUCAUGAAAUCAGUACUAAUUUAGGUAAAUAUCAAAUGGACUUCAUUAGGUAUUGAUUCUGAUGAAAACUAAUCUUAUGAAUAACCUGGUUAGGUUAUUGAAUAUUAGAGCUAAAGAUUGAAUCAAAAUUCAAGAUAAUAAAAAUCUAAGAACUCUUACUCGAAUUAAUUGACUCGUACUAAAAUUAAUUGA
Molecule: messenger RNA, 901 nt
Organism: Paramecium octaurelia
Lineage: Eukaryota; Ciliophora; Oligohymenophorea; Peniculida; Parameciidae
Source: the annotation of a GenBank genome assembly